Messenger RNA from Myxocyprinus asiaticus (Chinese sucker), 7952 nucleotides. Its product is annotated as calcium/calmodulin-dependent protein kinase type II subunit beta-like. NCBI's taxonomy places the organism in Eukaryota, Metazoa, Chordata, Actinopteri, Cypriniformes, Catostomidae. Bases 168 to 2189 code for a protein of 673 amino acids. Gene Ontology annotation, molecular function: calcium/calmodulin-dependent protein kinase activity; calmodulin binding; ATP binding. The transcript has 25 exons. Gene Ontology annotation, cellular component: cytoplasm; neuron projection. The record is from RefSeq and is a predicted model, not a curated record. Gene Ontology annotation, biological process: protein phosphorylation.
GAGAGGUUGGAACGGCAGUCGAGCCUUCUCGUCAGCGAACCUCUCCCGCACUCAAAUCCACAUGCACAUUUAAGUUUUUGACCUUCUAAAGGCACAGAAGCAAAAUUGUGGUGCUGAAGCGUACUUGGAUAUUGCCACAAACUAGGGCAAACACAGAGGGGCGAGAAAUGGCAACGACAACCUGUACGCGCUUUACCGACGAGUACCAGCUUUAUGAAGAACUUGGAAAGGGGGCUUUCUCAGUUGUGCGCCGUUGUGUCAAGCUGUGCACAGGCCAAGAGUAUGCUGCCAAAAUCAUCAACACCAAAAAGCUCUCAGCAAGAGAUCACCAGAAGCUCGAGCGAGAAGCCCGUAUCUGCCGUCUGCUCAAGCAUCCCAAUAUCGUUCGGCUCCAUGACAGUAUAUCAGAGGAGGGUUUCCAUUACCUCUUAUUUGACCUUGUGACGGGUGGAGAGCUGUUUGAGGAUAUUGUAGCCAGAGAAUAUUACAGUGAAGCUGACGCCAGUCAUUGUAUACAUCAGAUUCUAGAGAGUGUCAGUCACAUACACCAUCAUGAUAUAGUUCACAGGGACCUGAAGCCAGAGAACCUGCUCCUGGCCAGUAAAUGUAAGAAUGCUGCCGUCAAGCUGGCCGACUUUGGACUGGCCAUUGAAGUGCAAGGAGACCAGCAGGCCUGGUUUGGGUUUGCUGGUACACCAGGUUACCUUUCUCCAGAAGUGUUAAGAAAGGAGGCUUAUGGGAAACCUGUGGACAUUUGGGCAUGUGGAGUCAUCCUAUAUAUUCUUCUGGUGGGGUAUCCUCCAUUUUGGGAUGAAGACCAGCACAAACUCUACCAACAGAUCAAAGCCGGGGCUUACGACUUUCCCUCCCCAGAAUGGGACACGGUGACACCUGAAGCCAAAAACCUCAUUAAUCAGAUGCUCACCAUCAAUCCAACCAAGAGAAUCACGGCCCAAGAGGCCCUGAAACACCCGUGGGUCUGCCAACGAUCCACUGUGGCCUCCAUGAUGCACAGACAGGAAACAGUCGAGUGCCUGAAGAAGUUUAACGCGAGGAGGAAACUCAAGGGUGCAAUUUUGACCACCAUGCUGGUGUCACGAAAUUUCUCUGUGGGCAGGCAGACAACAGCACCCGCCACCGUCUCCGCAGCCAUCGCCGCAGCCGCCGCGGCCGGUACCACCACCAGUCUGGUGGAACAAGCAGCCAAGAGUCUGCUCAACAAGAAAGCCGAUGUCAAGAAACGGAAAUCGAGCUCCACCGUUCAGUACAUGCCACAGUCAAACAGUACGAAAAACAGCAUAGUAACCAGUCCCAAAGGCACCGUCCCUUCUCCUGCGCUGGAGCCUCAGACCACUGUUAUCCAUAAUCCAGUGGAUGGGAUCAAGGAAUCUUCGGACAGCAGCAACACCACAAUUGAGGAUGAAGAUGUCAAAGGUAAAAGCCUAGAUAGUGGUUCAAUUAAAGCCCCCUCUGAAGUCAGCCAAUCACCUCCGGGCUCCGCACCCGCCAUCUUCUCCACCAAGCUGACCGACAUCCUGGGCUGUGCACGCAGGGGCUCGGGACCUUCAGCCAUGCCUGAAAGAGAAGCAGCUGCCCUCUCUACCCCCUCUCCUCCACACACCCCUGUCAUACAAACCCGGUUCACAGAUCUGGUGAGCAGUGUGGGCCGAGUACCUGCCCCACAACCUCAGGCUGAGUCGACAUCCUUUCGAUCCUCUGCCCCCCCUCCCCAGCACUCCUCCCCCCCAACCCCACCUCCCUCCGGCCCCUCUGUGUCUGUGCAGACACGCAAGCAGGAAAUCAUCAAGAUCACAGAACAGCUGAUAGAAGCCAUCAACAAUGGGGACUUUGAGGCCUAUGCGAAAAUCUGUGACCCUGGACUGACCUCCUUUGAACCCGAGGCUUUGGGGAACUUGGUUGAGGGAAUGGACUUCCAUCGAUUCUACUUUGAAAACUUGCUUUCAAAGAACAGUAAACCCAUCCACACCACCAUCCUGAACCCUCACGUGCACCUUAUCGGAGAAGAUGCUGCCUGCAUUGCAUACAUACGCCUCACCCAGUUCAUGGAUGCGCAGGGCCGGCCGCGCAGCAGCCAAUCAGAGGAGACCCGCGUGUGGCAUCGCCGUGACACCAAAUGGCAUAACGUUCACUUUCACUGCUCUGGUGCGCCAGCCGCCCCUCUCCAGUGAAGAGUGGCCCUGCAAUGUAUAUUUUAGAUGUGAGCGCACCUUACGGAGGUAAAGGACAGGGAGGACUAAUAGGAUGGCAGCGGGGGUCCAGCGUAAGAGCGCUCUGAAAUCUCCAGCCUUCCAACUCUGGACACAGCUGUCCUCCCUUGCAUGCAAACCAACAGUCAUUACUCUACCUGCUGAGCUGCUCUCGAUAACGCAUCCAGACAACCCCUUCCAUUCUGACUCCGACACAACCGAGCAUGCUACACACACAUCCAAAACCCUUUUACAACCGAUCACCUUUAUGCCAAGACUGCAUCAAUCAUCGAGAGCAUUCAUAGACUUCAGGUUCCCGUCCAGAGUAAUAACCUUAUGUUAUAACCACUUCUAUAACCUGCACGAAUGCCUUUUUUCCCACAAUCCCGUCACUGGCCCUCUGCCUCCAAAGUAGAUCAUGUUGUAAUAAAAUAUUAUUAUGAUUAUUGAAUUUAUUCUUAUUGUUACUACUAUUAUUAUGGUUAUUACUUCUGUCAGGAUUCUAAGUAUUGCUGUUGUUCUAUUGAGAUUGUAUAUUUGAUGGUCAAAAUUACUGAUGUUGGUGGUAACAUUCGUUCAAAACACAUUUUUGGUUUGGUUUGGUUUCUCUCUUUUUUUAAAGCAUGAAUUAUGAGUAUUAUUGAUUUAAUUUUUUUCUUCUUUUUUUGUUGUUGUUGAGUACGUUUAUUUUGGCAGCACUGUACAGGUUAAAGUUAGGUCACUAAUCACAUGACUUAACCUUUGGCCGCCGCAACGGUUUUAAGAUUCAAUCUUAAAGUUAAUGUCUCUAAACCAAAUACUGUAUGUGGUGACCAGACUUUCUGUUACCAUGAUCAGUGUUUGUAUUAUCAAGGUGCUGUCUUUAAAUCACUUCAUGGUCAUCAUUAACUUUAAUUAUGUGUUUUCCUAUGAGAGCUCUGUGAGGCAGCUGAUAUCAUCAAAUCACUGAGAUUUGCCUCAUUCUGUUUAAUCUGCAGGUUGCCAAAUUAAACUUCCAUGAAACUGAGCUCUCUCUCUCUCUAAACCAGAGCAUAAUCUAAUUUAUUAGGCUAUAAUAAUCCAGUUCAGUGACUCUGUGGUGACCAGCAAUGGAUGUGUCUGUACUGACGAUCAUUGCUGAUCUGGUCUUGUUUGUCCAUCAAAGAUUUUUCGUCAAAAGUUUCUGAAUUAAUGGUCUGUGAGAAGGAUUGUAGGGAUUUGGGGGUGAAUCUCACAAAACCUGUCAAGAAUAUGUCUGGGUAAUAUUUUAACUUCGAGUUGAAAUAAAAUAUAUGGGAAUUUAAAAAAAUAAUAAAACAUUUGGAAUUUUGUGGGGGGUAUUUUGUCAUUAAAAUAAUGCAUGAAUUAUGAAGAAAAAAAUUUAAUGGCCCUAAAUUCUUUAUGCAAAAAAAUGUCUUAUGCAAAAUAAUAAUAAUAAUUUAUUAUUGUUAGUAGUAGUAUUAAUAAUAAUUAUAAUAAUACAUAAUUCACAUUUUUUUUUAAUAUUAAUAAUUUUUUAUUUAUCAAUUUCUGUUUUAUUUUUGAAGUGAAAUGUGACCUUGACAUAAUUUUUGUUUGUGAAAUUUAACCAUGUGUUUAUAUUCAUCCUAGGAAUAUAAUUAUCAGGUUACUUUCUGUAAUCAGUGAAAUGGUAUUUUUAUUCAGGAUAUUGUAGGCCUGAGAAUAUGAGAGUUAUGAAAGAGAAUAUUGCAAGUUUUGUUGAUUUAUAAGAGCCCUUAUUCAAAAGCAGUAGGGAAUGUAUUGCUGUGUGCUGGCCAAGUGUGUUCGCAAGGAACAGUGAGAUUUAAAUAGCCAUUCUGGUUACCACGGUGAUCAGCACCUUGUGAAUUAUCUUAAUUGAGACUCGUACAGAAGUUUGGGAGAAUUUUAACAUGUUUCUAAUUUUGUCACAGGAAUAUUGUAUUUCACCUUGACUCAGGCGCCUACAGCUCUCAUUCAUUGUUUUUCUUGUUUAUCUGAAUAUGCGGGUUUUUAACCUUUUUUGUAUGUUAUUUAUGUGGUUUAAGAGGGUUAGUUGUCUUUGUGUAAUUUUAAUGCAUUCUUAGCACGAGUGUGUGUGUGUGUGUGUGUAUGCGUGUAUGCAUGCAUGCAUGUAUGUGUUACAAAACAAUGGCACUGAAAUCCUGAAUGUGAAAGCAUAGUCACUAUAUAAGUGUUGAAAGCCAUAACGCACAGUCGUCUUUUAGCAAGUAUUUACAGCAGAUUUAAAGGAUCAGCAGAUGUUUUUGUUGUUGCUGUUGUUAUCGGUUUUGUAUUUGUGUACUUUACACUUAAAGGGACAGUUCAACUAAAAAUGAAAAUUCUGUCAUCAUUUACUCACCCUCAUGUUUUUCCAAACCCUAAAGACUUUCUUUCUUUCAGGGAACACAAAAUGAGAUGUUUAGUAGUAUGUUAGCCUCAGUCACCAUUUCCUUUCAUCGCCUAUUUUUUUCCAUACAAUGGAAGUGAAUGGUAACUGUUAAAUCCUUGUGUAGUAUGCAGUGUGUAAUUGUUUUAUUUAUUUUAAAUCUCUCUCGCUCCCUCUUCUGGUGUGGAUAGUAACUGUUGGGCUGAAUAGAGUGGAUUGGGUUAAUUGGUGCUCAAAGGUGUUGGAGGUUACUAGCAGGCCUAUAUGAACCUUCAGUUUGUGGCUUUCCAUGGAAUGGAAAGGAAGGAGAGUUUGAGUGUUGGAGAAAAUGUUAUGUAUUAGUUUGACUGAAAUCUUAUGAUUAUAAAGUGAUUGUGAAAAUAAGUGAGUGUGUGUAAAAAGAGAAAGAAUGAAAAGAGAGAAAAAGAGAUGUUUUUGUUUUCUUGGGGACUGGAUAAUUUGUAUUUAAGAAAAAAAAAGAGGAAUGGAAGGCUGCUGCCUUUGCUAUUUUGGGAAGUUUUGUUUCCUUUAUUUUCUGUUGUUAAUUCAGUGGGCUGGUGAUUGGAGGAGAGAUGUUUGAUCUCUUGCUAAGUAAAAUUUGUGAUUGGCACUCUUAGCUCUUCUCAAGCCCUGUAUUGACGAGUCUUCCAUUUUGUUUUUGAAAGACUCCUGAAUUUUAGUUGGACCCUUUCAUACAUUCACACACACUUUCUGGCUGGAAAUCAGAACUUCCACCACUACUUUGACUGUCUCAUAACCAACCAGCAUAGGUUAUACCUCCUCCUCCCCCUAUAUGAGCCUGACCACCUGAGGGGGUUGUAACAGUAACUAAGGCUGUCAUUCUGCUUUAAUCUCAUUUUGUGUUCCACAGAAGAAAGAAAAUUCAUACGGGUUUGGAACAACAACUUAAAGAAAUAAUUUACCCAAAAAUGAAAGUUCUCUUAUCAUUUACGCACCCUCAUGCCAUCCCAGAUGUGCGUUUCUGUCUUCUUCAGAACACAAACUAAAUUUUUUUGAAGAAUAUCUCAGCUCUGUAGGUUCAUACAAUGCAAAUGAAUGGUGACCAAAACUUUGAAGUUUCAAAAAGCACCCAAAGGCAACAUAAAAGUAAUCCAUAAUACUCCAGUGGUUUAAUCCAUGUCUUCUGAAGCAAUCCAAUCUAAGCACGAUCAUGAUUUCAAGCUCGAUUACACUUCCUAGUGCUUGACGCAUGCACAGAGCGUUAAAUGGCUCUUGGAAGUGUAAUCAAGCUUGAAAUUAUGAUCGCCAAGAAGACUGUUGAUGUUACGAUUUAUAGUGAAAUAGGAGUUUUAUUUUGGUCUGCUCUCACCCAAAACCAGUGGGAUCAAUUUAGAAGGCAUGGAUUAAAACACUUGAGUUGUGUGGUUUACUUUCAUACUGUUUUAUGUGCUUUUUUGAGGUUCAAAAUGUUGGUCACCAUUCACUUGCAUUGUAUGAACCUACAGAGCUGCGAUAUUCUACUAAACAUCUUUUUGUGUUAUGCAGAAGAAAGAAAGUCAUGCACAUCUGGGAUGGCAUGAGGUUGAGUAAAUGAUGAGAGAUUUGUAUUUUUUAUUUUGGGGUGAACUAUCCAUCUAAGGAAAGUGAAUGAUAACAUAAUUUGAAUUUUUGGAGUGAACUAUCCCUUUAGUCAGAAGAAGGGUAAAUGGCUUGACUAGGGGGCUUCCUUACAACUGGUACUGUUUUUGACAACAAAAGAAAAAAGAAAAAAGAAAAAAAAAAAAAAGGAUUUUUCUCAGAAAACCAUCCUAACGAAUAUGGACCUCUGCCUUGCAUGUCACUUGGCCUUUGUGGAGGCUAUUCAUUGGUCAGCGGUUUGUGUUUUGUUUUGCCGUUCACGUUUUCUGAAAUGUGACUUUAUUUUUGUAGUUUGCUUUAAUAAACCCAGAGUUUCUGUCGCAGGAGAAACUUGAUGUAAAUGGUACCCCCCCAAACUGCAUGUUGAAAAACCGGUGUUGUUGUUUCUUUCUUAUAUGUGUGUUUAGUAUUGCGAUUAAUAACUGAAAAGUACAACAUAUCAACACAGAUACCUUGUAAAACUACUGCUACAUAGUGUUAACUGAUUAUAGGUGGCGAAUUUUUUGCAUGAACUUCAACUUUACAAUAAUACACUUUGGUCAUUUUUGUUUCAUUCUGUUUAUUUUUUACUGAAUGCUGGUGACUAUCUAUUUUCUGAGCUUUGUACGUGCAUAUAACUAUUUUUGUCUAAAAAGGAUGAUGAUGACAAUGACUAUUAAUGAUAAUGACUAUCAUGGUAAAAAGUAUAAUUAUUAUGAUUGUUUGGCAUGCUUUUGUAAUAGCAUUUGUUGUUGUUUGAGCAGUGUUUGUUGUGCCCAUAUGAAAUGUGAAAUAAUGAAAAAUGUGUUUAUUAGCGAGAGUCUAUCGCAGUCACACUAGAUCACAUUCUGCAUGCCUUUUUAUUACGGAAUGGAUGCUUUGGCUGCCAGUCUACAAAAGGGACCUCAAAUGAUGUCUGUUUUCAAUGUAAAUACCUCUUGCUAAUAUGCGCAGUAACUCAAUGUGAUCGAUUGCCAAUGUUGUGCUUUGCUCAAAUACUGAACAGAGGAAUGUCCCAAUAGAGGGCCCUCUUUACCAUACACAAAAGUUACUGUUCCAGUUCAAGUAAGCAUAAUAUCACAAGAUCUCCAAGAAUUCAACAAAGUAAAAAGUUAAGAUGCGCUUGCAAUGAGUGUUGCCGCUCACUGUUUUGCUUAAAUGGAAAUGCAAUCUUCUUAAAAGACAUGCACUAACAAAUUGUCAUUCAUAGAUUGAUUAAUUAAACCUAAGCAAGUCAUAUACUUAUGUUUAUACUGUACUCUGAAUUACCACAAAACAGUGGUUCUCCCCUGAUAUUAACUGUAUCAUUCUCUGAGCAAUGGCCUGUAGGAUAAAACUGUUACAAUAAUGAGUGAUGAAAUCACAUCAGGCCAAUAAUUGAAUUCUUAUGUGUGCGUCUGAGUGUGUUUGAGUGUGCACACAAUUGUGAAAGUGAAUCAGUGUUGUUUCUCUAUUAGUGACACAUGAUGCCCCUACAUUACAACAUCAAGCCAAUAGCUAUUAUUUGUAGUAUGCACAUUUUCUCCCAAUGUAUCUUUUGCCUAAAUUUGAUUAGCCUACUUUACAUUUCUCUGAAGAUGAGCCUUCCAACUUUGUAGAGUUUUUAUUUUAUUUUUGUAUAUAAUCUCAGAUCCUGCAAUGAGAUUAUGUGGGUUUUAUUCAGAUAUGGAAAAAUUUGAUUAUCAUAAUUAUUUUGUUUCUCUUUACACUUCAUGAAUAUUCAUAUCUGUUCUUCCAAUGUGCUAUCCCUCUUUUCUCUAUAUGUGUUCUAUAGGAAAUGUACUAAGAUGUUAUAAAUAAAAUGACUAGGUCAAAACCAA